Paramecium pentaurelia is the source of this 1045-nucleotide messenger RNA. Lineage: Eukaryota; Ciliophora; Oligohymenophorea; Peniculida; Parameciidae. The record is from the annotation of a GenBank genome assembly.
AUGUAAGUGGAAACUUAUGAAAAAGGAAGAGAAGAAUAUUAAAGGAGAUAUGGAAAAUUGAAGGAUUAUUUUUCAUCUUUGAAAAUCAAAGACAAUUCAGAAAUAACAAAAUUUGAUAGUUCUGAUUUUGAUUUAACAAAGUUGUAAAAUAGAUUAACUGAUUAAGCAGAGAAAGAGAAAUUAGAUGAAAAUAUCAUUGGAUCAAAAGAUAUUGUUCAAUAAAUCAAUCAUGAUUUCAAUGUAUUAAUUUAUGGGAUUGGAAGUAAGAUUGAAUUACUAGAAAAAGUAAUGAGAAAAUUAAUGGAGUAUUUACAUUUUUGAUGUGUUUUAUAGGAAUAAUCCAUAAUCGUAUUUUUUUGUUAUGAAAGGAUUCAAACCAUUAAUUAAUAUGAAAAUGUUCCUAUAAAAAAUGGGUGAUGUUUUGAAAAUAGACUCACAUAUAAGAAAUUCAGAAUAAAUUAUUAAAUGUAUUGAAAACACUCCUCAUUCAAUCAUUAUUAUUGUACAUAGUAUAGAUGGUCGUCAUUUAUUGAAUGAAUAAUCAUAAAAAUUAUUUGGGUAAUUAAGUAAUUGUCCAAAUGUUCGUAUGGCUUGUAGUUUUGAUAAUUAUCGUUAUCCAAUGAUAUGUAAGAUUCAAAGAGCAUUCUACUAAUGUGUGCAUACUAAUCAACCAUAUAGUUAGGAAAUAUUAUAAAUCUUUGAAGAUUAGGUAGGAAAAUAGAAAUAAGAGGAAGGAUUAUGGUAUGUCUUAUCAAGUAUGACUUAAAAAUAGAAAAACAUUGUAUUUUAUUUUGCAGGAAAAGUAUUAGAAAGCAGAGAUGUAUAUAUAUUAUUUAUAAAAUUUGAGGGAUUGAAUAUUUAAGAUUUGUAUGAUGUUCUCUCAGAUGAGAUGAUUGUAUCAAGCAAAAUAUAAUUGAAAGAUAAUCUUAAAGAAUUGAUGGAUCAUAAGAUAAUAAUUGAGAAAGGUGGGAAGUACACAAUGCAAUAUUCAAAUACAAUCCUAUAAGAAUUAUCUUCAAAGUUUGAUGAAGUUAUAAAAUAAUGA